Molecule: messenger RNA, 1326 nt
Organism: Malurus melanocephalus (red-backed fairy wren)
Lineage: Eukaryota; Metazoa; Chordata; Aves; Passeriformes; Maluridae
Gene: CASTOR1
Product: cytosolic arginine sensor for mTORC1 subunit 1
Exons: 9
Coding region: 85-1077 (330 amino acids)
Biological process (GO): cellular response to L-arginine; negative regulation of TORC1 signaling
Cellular component (GO): cytosol
Molecular function (GO): arginine binding
Source: RefSeq, a predicted model, not a curated record
GGGCCGUGCGGGGCGGUCCCGGGGCGGGCCCGUGUCCGCCCUUAUAGCGGCGUCGGCGGCAGCUCCCGGGGCGGCGCGGCCGCCAUGGACCUGCACAUCCUGGAGCACCGGGUGCGGGUGCUGAGCCUGGCCCGCCGCGGGCUCUGGCUCUACACACACCCGCUGCUCAAGCUGCUCUUCCUGCCCCAGCGCUGCCGAUGCAAGUUCUUCAGCCUGACGGAGACCCCCGAGGACUACACGGUCAUGCUGGACGAGGAGGGCUUCAAAGAGCUGCCUCCCUCCGAGUUCAUGCAGGUGGCAGAUUCCACGUGGCUGGUGCUCAGCGUGGUGUCCAACGGGCGGGAGCCCUCGGGCUGCCAGGCCACCGGUGUCACCAAGAUCGCGCGGUCGGUCAUCGCGCCGCUGGCCGAGCACCACGUGUCCGUGCUGAUGCUGUCCACGUACCAGACCGACUUCAUCCUGGUGCGGGAGCGGGACCUGCCCGUGGUCAUCCACACGCUGAACGGUGAGUUCGACAUCUACAGGGAGGAGAGCGGCGAGUGUGUCCCUGUCACCUGCGAYGACGUCAGCAACGGCUUCCUCAAGCCCAAGCCGGCCGCCAGCCCCACGCUGCACCCCGUGCAGAGCCCCCAGACCCGCUUCUGUGUCCUGACGGUGGCCCCCGACACGCUGCCCGCCAUCGCCACCAUGCUCAUCGAUGUCCUCUUCUACUCCCACAGCCCCUCGUGGGAUGCAGCCACUGGCAGCCAGGACCUGGACUCCAUCACCUUCUUCUCCUUCUCCCUCAUCGAGGGCUACAUCUCCAUCGUCAUGGAUGCUGACACCCAGAAGCGGUUCCCCAGUGACCUCCUGCUGACCAGCUCGACGGGGGAGCUGUGGCGGAUGGUGCGGAUYGGGGGACAGCCCCUCGGCUUCGAUGAGUGUGGCAUCGUGGCRCAGAUCGCGGAGCCGCUGGCGGCCGCUGACAUCUCGGCCUAUUACAUCAGCACCUUCAACUUCGACCACGCCCUGGUCCCUGAGGAGGGCAUUGCCGAGGUCAUCCAGCUGCUGCAGCAGCGGCAGGAGAGCAGCAGAUAGCGGCCGGCUGUCCCCAUGCCGGGUGGCCCGGGGUGGUGGCAGGAUGGGGUGUCCCCUCCUCUCCACCCCCAUUUGUUAAUUUUCAAUGAUCCCCCAGCACGGGGCAGAGCUGGGYACAGCUUUGCUUCCUGUUGUGCUGGGGAUGUGGUGGCUUUGGGGACAUUGUGGCCUGUGGCAGCGUCCCAUGGGAGAGGGGUCAGUCCCUGAGUGCCAUCCUGCCCCUCCAGCCCGGCCUGUGGGGCACUGUGU